Molecule: messenger RNA, 12027 nt
Organism: Bemisia tabaci
Lineage: Eukaryota; Metazoa; Arthropoda; Insecta; Hemiptera; Aleyrodidae
Source: RefSeq, a predicted model, not a curated record
GUCCCUCGCAGCGGGAACGGUCGCGGCUUUUUUUUCUACUUUUCUAGCGUUUUCUGUCUCUGCCGUCGAAGGGGCUCCCGGGGGUUGAUGUGCUUUCCGCGGUGGAUAUCGGAACCCAGCGCGCGAAUUUCUCAGGACUGUUAACGGCCGAGAAUGUCUGAGUCAUGAACAUUUGCUUGGCCGUACUGCUCCUGCCGGCAGUUUACGGCGUGUCGAUUGAUCUGAAAGGGCCUAUAUUCACGGUAGAACCUCAGUACAAACUCCAGUUCUCCAAUGACACCGGAGGUCGUGUCGACUGUGCGGCCCACGGAAAUCCACCCCCGGACAUCGAAUGGACUCUCGGUGAUGGAACUCCUGCGGUAGCUAUUCCCGGUCUAAGAACUUCAUUCCCGAACGGAACUCUUCUGUUUCCUCCGUUCUCAGCGGAGAACUACCGGCAUGAUGUCCACACCGCCAUCUACCGGUGCAAGGCCCGAAACCUAGCAGGCAUCGCCCUCAGCAGACUCGUUUACAUCCGCGCUGUGGUGAAGCACAAAUACGAGGUGCAAGUUUACGACGAAUACGUGAUCAGCGGUAACACAGCUGUGCUCCGGUGCCGCGUCCCGAACCACGUCACGGAGUUCAUCAUGGUGACCUCAUGGAUUCAAGAUGGCGACGUCAAUAUCUACCCCAAUACCGACACAGGAGGCAAGUAUGCAGUGUUGGACUCUGGAGAGAUUUAUAUCUUCAAUGCUGGGCCGGGAGAUGGCUACAAAAAUUUUGUCUGUCGAACCGUUCAUCGACUUACUGGCGAAACACAGUCAAGUGUGUAUCCUGGGAGAAUCAUCAUCACAGAGCCAAAGGAGAGCGUCCAGCCAACAAUAUCGGUAGAAAAACAUGCUAAAAAACAAGUAAAGUUGGGUGAGGAUGUCACGCUACCGUGUGUUGCUCAAGCCUAUCCAAUCCCAUCAUACAGAUGGUUCAAAGAAGAAAAGGACCAGCUAGUGCCUUUACGCUAUAACGAUAGAAUUUAUAUCCUGGCAGCCGGAUUACUGAGAAUCAACAAGGUGCGCUUAGAUGACCGGGGAAAAUACAUUUGUUGGGUUAACAACACUGCUGGAGAGGACACCGUUCAGAUGAUUCUCUCUGUAUCUUCUCCACUGCGAGUAUUAAUGCAGCCACAGUUUUCGGUGGUCGAUGUUGGCAAAGAGGCUUCAUUCCAGUGCAUCAUUAGUGGUUUUCCUUCGGAUCGUGUUUCAUGGUACUACAACGGAAGACCGUUAGUCAAUAGCGGAAGAGUUCACAUCAGUUCAGAUCCUGAGAGGUUAAUCGUUUCCCUCCUGACGAAAGAAGAUCAUGGAAUUUAUCAGUGUUUUGUUAACAAUGACUGGGACAUGGCCACCGGGACGGCGCAGUUGCAACUAGGAGAUGCAAGUCCAGAACUAAUACACUGGUUUUCCGAACAAACCCUUCAACCUGGCCCUCCUGUUUCCUUGAAAUGUGUUGCCACCGGAAAUCCUCCGCCUCAGUUCAUUUGGACUUUGGACGGAUUCCCUCUUCCGGACUCCACAAGAUUUCUUGUCGGACAGUAUGUUACGGUUCAUGAUGAUGUCAUCAGUCAUGUUAAUAUUUCAAGUGUCAAGGAAGAGGAUGGUGGAGAGUAUUCAUGCUCUGCCCGAAAUUCAGUGGCAACUGUCUCACACAGCGCCAGGAUCAACGUUUAUGGGCUUCCAUUCAUAAGAGUCAUGCCGAGAGUGACAGCAGUCGCUGGAAGUAAUUUAAUAAUUAAGUGUCCUGUGGCCGGCUACCCAAUCGAGUCAGUAAUCUGGGAGCAGGAUGGCUCUGUUCUUCCCAUGAAUCGUCGACAAAGGGUCUACUCAAAUGGGACACUGGUGAUAGAGCAAGUGCAGCGGUCGUCUGAUGCAGGGAUGUACACUUGCCAGGCUCAAAACCGCCAAAAAUACACUGCACGGCGAGACGUUGAAAUUCAGGUUUUAGUCCCUCCGAAAAUCAUGCCGAUCCAGCCGAUGACCAAUUUGCUGCGGGAAGGAAUGAGAGCAGCGAUAUCAUGCCAGAUUCUAGAGGGGGAUCUCCCGGUUACAUUUAAGUGGGAGAAAGACGGAGUGGACAGUGAAUCGCUAAACCUGGGCGCCAAUUUGAGGAGAAUUGACGAGUACUCUGCUUCGCUCAUCAUCGAGAGAAUCAGCUCCAUGCACACGGGAAAUUACACUUGCAUCGCUCAAAAUCUAGCCGGGAUCGAAAAAUAUACCAUACCCUUGACUGUGAAUGUUCCCCCCAGAUGGACUGUAGAACCCAUGGAUUCCAGCGCAGCCUCAGGUCAAGAUACAACGCUGAAUUGCCAAGCAAGUGGAUAUCCUGUCCCAAGCAUCAUCUGGAGAAAAGCCAUAGGAAACCACCCUGGAGAGUACAAAGAUUUUUUAUACGAACCAAAUGUCAAUUUUUAUCGAAACGGAACCCUACUGUUUCGUCAGGUCUCAAAAGAUAGCGAAGGACAUUAUUUGUGUGAGGCCAAAAACGAGAUCGGAUCCGGUGUCAGCAAAGUCAUAUUUCUCAAAGUUAAUGCACCAGCAUACUUUCCACAAAAAUCAAAGCAAAUGCAGGUGAAGAAAGGUGAAAACGCCCACCUCCAAUGCACGGCACUUGGGGACAACCCGAUCGAAAUUAUGUGGAAACUGAAUGGUCAGCGCAUCUCUGAAGAUAUGGAUAUGAGGUAUUCUGUAAGAGAGCAAGUACUGGAUGAAGGGACUGUUUCGGAAUUAGGUAUAAGACAAGCCCAUCGACACGACACGGGAGUUUUCACUUGCUAUGCCAGUAAUUCUUACGGACAGGAUGAGAUGAAUGUACAGCUAAUUGUUCAGGAACCACCUGAAAUGCCAAAGAACAUCCGAAUAAUGGACCAACAAAGUAGAUCUUUGCAGUUGUCUUGGACUCAAAGCUAUGCAGGAAACAGCCCAGUUAUUAAUUACAUCGUUCAGUACAAAUUAAUUUCAGAUUUGUGGUCUGCUCAACCCGCAAAAGUCGUAAUUCCAGGAACUGUAACCUCCGCUACCCUGGAAAAUUUACUUCCUGCCAGUUCUUACCAUUUGCGGAUUAUUGCUGAAAACAAACUCGGAAUGAGUGACCCCAGUGAAGUUAUUCAAGUUACCACUCAAGAAGAAGCGCCUACUGGUGCCCCUCGCGAAGUCAAAGUCGAACCUAAAAGCUCAACUGAGCUUCAUGUUAGUUGGGAGCCUCCACCGCGCGAUUCAUGGAAUGGGAACCUCCUUGGAUACUACGUUGGUUACCAAGAACUUUUAGCUCUAGUAACGUCAUCCCCGGCAUACCUCUCCACACCCGCCCAAAGUUACAACAUGAAGACAGUAGAAAUCGGCUCGCAGUUUGGAGGAGAAAUCAUCACUGGACUGGCUACGUUUACGACAUACUCUGUGGUUAUCCAAGCGUUUAAUAGCAAAGGCACUGGACCAUUGUCAGAACCGGUGAUUGCUCGAACUCUCGAAGGAGCUCCGACACUACCUCCUGAGAAAGUGGUUUGCUCAGCAGUUUCAUCCUCUAGCCUUCAAGUUCAAUGGGAGCCACCUCUUCCUGAAGGCAGAAAUGGAGUCAUCCAAGGUUACAAGGUCUCUCAUCAACCCGCUGAGGAUUGGUAUGAAAGAGAAGACUUCGAGACAAAGGUCACAACAGCCAUGAGGACAAACAUUCCAGGCCUGUUCAAAUACACCAACUACAGCAUCUCUGUACUAGCGUUCACUGCCAGUGGCGAUGGAGUGAGAAGCCCGUCCAUCUACUGCCGCACCGAAGAGGAUGUGCCUUCAGCGCCCGCCGACAUCAAGGCUUCUCUCAGCUCAGCCCAAAAAAUACUCGUCUCCUGGCUACCGCCCAAGAAUCGGAACGGGGAAUUGACCGGGUACACUGUCUACUAUUCGACUGUCGACAGCAACAAUCGGGAGGAAGGACCGCACAAGAGACAAGUUUCUAUUGAUCUGGAGGAAUAUGAGAUCAUCCGACAGCAAGAAAGUGCCGUCUAUCGAUUUUGGGUGACCGCAUCCACGAAAGUCGGUGAAGGGGAAAGUACAAAGGUUGUAAAUGUAGCACCCUCUAAGAAGGUCCCUGCAAAAAUUAUCUCAUUCAGUCAGACUUUGAUCACACCUUGGAAACGUAACCUGACCCUGCACUGUAAGAAAGUAGGCGUCCCCCUGCCACAAGCAGUUUGGCGAGCUAAUGGUAAAAUUGUCGACUCGAACGGUCGAUUCUACAUCCGGAAAGACAGCACCCUGGCAAUCCGUGACAUCCAACACUCCGAUGGUGGAAACUAUACUUGUUUCGUUGAAAAUCAAUUCGGGAACGAUGAAAUCACCUAUCGACUAGUGGUGCGCAUUCCUCCUGCCCCACCACAGUUGAUGGUUGUUGACGAAGACACCGAUAGUUUAAGUUUACAGUGGGCCAAUCAGCCGCAACUUGAUAUUCCGAUAUUAGGCUACGUUAUCAACUAUAAACGAGAACAUGGAGACUGGGAAGAAGUUCAUAUUGACUCAAAGUCCGACUCAAUUACAUUACGAAAUCUUUGGUGCGGCACUCGAUACCAACUUUACAUCACUGCCUUUAAUAAAAUUGGCACUGGGCUACCCUGUGAUAUUGUCAACGCCCAUACCAAAGGCACAACACCAAUUAAACCGACCGCAUCUCAGGUUUUAACUGUCAAUUCAAGCGCUGUUUCCGUCUGGUUGGAUGCAUGGGGUGACGGAGGAUGCCCUAUCUUGUACUACAUCAUCGAAUAUCAUGCAGACAAUCAGGCUGAGUGGUUGCUCAGCAGUAAACCCGUUCAGCCAACAGAACGAGUUUAUACGAUAUCGAACUUACUGCCAGCAACAAAAUAUUUUUUAAAAAUUACAGCACACAAUAAUAUUGGCUCAGCUGUAGCGGUGUAUAAUUUCACAACAUUAACGAUAGAUGGCGCGACGGUCACGCCUGAACAGACUCCAGUUGUCAGUGAUCCAAGCUCAUCCUCGUUUUUUAGUUUAUUUACCGUCGUUUUUCUUAUCAUUUUAGUCAUCAUGGUAUCGGCUGCUUUUGUGGGUAGCUUUUUCUACUUCAGGAAGAAGCGAUUGGAGCCGCUGACUUCAAACGUUGCUGAGUCUAUGACCAUUGCAAGACUGCAGAAUCAGCAAAAUAGAGAUCAGCAAUACGGAGUGCGAGGUCAAUCGCAGCAGCUGAGCAUCGACUCGAACACUUAUAAGACUGACUCGACUGAUUAUAUCGAAGAUAUCUGCCCAUACGCAACUUUUCAAUUAUCCAAAGCUGCCUACAGUGAAAGCUCAUAUAGUGGUAAUAUUUACAGUGGCCCAUACCAUUCGGUUCGAGGUUCAUUUGUCUAUCAUGAUCUUCCAUCGACAGCUGCCAAUACUUAUAAAUCGAGGCAUCGCAAGGAGCCUGAAUAUACAAAAGUUAGAAGAAAAGGGAGCAAGUUAAGGGAUCCGCAUUCAGAGAGUCAAGAGUCUGACAACUUGGGGAGCACUGAUAGUGAAGUAAAGAAGAUUCUAACGUUACACCUGCCUAUUUCAGAGUAUGACACUCUUGGAAGCGACUCCGAGGGCGAAGACGGAGCACAGUCGCAAGAAUUAGUGUCGUUCAGGCACCGGCUUGGAAGAGAGAUAAAUAAUCCGUGUUUAACAGAAGUGGAAAGUUCUGGUACUUCGGUUUCCUCAAACGUUCAGGGUACCGAAUUCCAAGCAGCCGAUGUUGGGAAAGCAGGAGAUGACUCAAGUUCUUCAUCUGAAUCACCAACCGCUCAUAGGAAGCAAAUACCUCCUUCACGCAAAGCUAAGAGUAAAAAUCAGGGGUUUGGAAAGCGGCCGGUGAAAAGCAGUAGUGGUUACUCUAGUCACACAGAGGAAACUACUUUUAGCUUCAACGACCGAAUUAAUCCACCCUCUCGUUUCUCCGACUCAAGGUCACACUCAAGGGAAUUGAGCGAAACGGACUGCGAUCUAAAUAAGUUAGCUAUCAGAAGAUCUUCCCGAGGCUCAACACGUCUCAGCCGAGAGGCCUCAUUCCAAAUCAAUGUCUAGUCGUGCCUUUAAAUUGUAUUUUAUUUUUUAUAUAUUGUUGACUUUAAAAAACCCAUCUUGACUGAAUAUCGAUAAUAUGAUAGUGGUCGUUUAUGCGGAUACUGUCCUAUUCAGGAUCCAUUUUUUUUAUUGUUAUUUUAUUAGCAUCCAAUGUUAAAGGGAGGUUGAAUGAAUAGUUCUCAAUAAUGUGGAUUUGUAUCUUUUAUAUAGAGAAACGGUCGAUUGCCGAGUUGCAUGCUUUCCAAAAUUGUAUAAGUGAAAUGGAGUAUUAAGCGAUAAGUCUCAGAUUUACUUAUACAUUCAAAGCUUAUGCUUGAAGACAUGCGAGUCUAUUAGCUCUAUAAAUUCUAAUAAUUUUAAUGGUCCACAGGCCAAAAUACGAAUUGAAGCGUUCUGAUAAUUAUAUCCUUCUCCCUUCUCAAAAUUUCAUGCUGAACACAGUUUGCUCAACAAUAAUUACUAAAAUUAGCUCCCCAGAAAUGAAUUAUAUAUAUAUCAAAUUUAUUGUCAAGAAAGAAAUCAGUGCAAAGAAAGAACAUGACUUUUUAGAAUACACUUAAGAAUUAUUACAACAACUAUCUCUGUUUAAAAGGUAUCCAUUUGGAUUUGUAGAUUAAGAUUUUCUACAGAAAGUUUUAGAUAGGGAGGAAUUUUAGGCUGUACAAUUUAAUAAAUUGCACAUGAAAAUAACUAGGGAAAAAAUCCAAUGGGAAAAAACCUAGUUUAGAUGAAGGAGGUGGGAUAAAACAAAACCCAGACUGCUGAAAGAGCAAAAUAACAAGAAUAAUAAGAAAAUAAAAAUAAAUAUAAAAAUAACAAAAAUAAGUAAAUAUUAAAAAUUUACUACUAGAUAACAAGGGAAAGGGUGAAGACUUCAGUACGUGAGCGCCCAGCUCUCCAUUUUAAGUAUGGAGAGGCGAGGCUGGGCGUACUCACGCCUGUGCCUGUGAAGAAAGAAUUAAUUCUAUUAUAAAUCAGUUCACAGAUAGUGAAUCAGAUUGUAGGGAAGGUUGGACUGAUUGUGGGAUCUGUACCUCUUGUUGAGGUAAGAGCUUGAGGAUAACAGACAUCAGUUUGUCAAUCUGCUCUGCUUGUUUAGUUACUAGGUGUUUAAGCUCGUUGAUUACUGUGACAUAAUCAACGCUGUUAUCAGUUGUCGUGAGUGAUACAGCUGGCUGAGGAGUUUUGUUUUCGGAAGAGCUCGGUCCUUUCAAGGCAGAACUGUAGCUCUUAUCUGAUGAUCUAAUGUUAGAAUUAAGAUUUCCUUGAUUAGGCUCGCUCUUGACUGGAAAUCUCUUUUUACUCACUUCUUUUUUGACUUUGCACCCUUGAUAGGUUGCCAAGUGGUUACCUUUGCAAAGGGCGCAAACGGGGAAGAUACACGUAGGUACAUCAGGGGUUUUACAUUCCCCUGUUUGAUGAAAUUCAGAACAGAUAGCACACCUGGGUUGACGAAAACAGUAAGAUUUAGAAUGUCCUAAUGAGAGGCAGUUUUUACACUGUAUGACAGAUUUUCUUUGAUGAGGUUUUUUGAACUUUACAAUUAAAUUGGAGAUUUCCUUAACCUGCCAAAUCAUUUCGUUAGAGCCUGGGAAAGGAAGUAAGUCUACAUAAUGCAAUGGAAGAGGAGAUUUAUCUGUAAAUUUGAGCAUGCGAGUCACAUUUUUGACGGGUAUCGUGUAUUUCUCCUCAAGACAGGAACGUAUCGUUUCCUCAGCUUGAGGAAAAUCCGUAGGGAUACCCCUGCAUACAACUCUAGUAACUUUUUCUUCUUUAAUUUGGUAGGUGAAGUAUGCUAUUUUUUUGUCCUUGAGGACCCUAGUGAGAGAACGAUAUUCAUCGAUUUUUUCUAAAAUUAUUUUAAACUGGGUUCUAUUAAUGAUUUUGAGUUUUGAAUUUUUAGAUAUUUUAUCUACUACUUCUGCUUUAAAGGUGAAGGGGUUUGGAAUUUGAGAAAUGAAAAUGGGAGGGGGGGUUAACAAUGGUUCUACUGACUUAUCGGAUUGAAGAAUAUUAAAUUUAGAACUUAAAUUAAGCGCAGGUACUGGUGGCCUAUUUGCAGGGAUAGCCUUCUUGGACGGGGCCUUAGAUGGAGAGUUGGUUAAGGACGAGUGAGAUUUCCUUCUCUUGUGGCGGGUGACAACCUGGAAGCUGUCGUUAUCUGUUUUAACACCUUGAAACUCCGAAGACUGGGUAUCUGAAAUGAUGGGUUGUAAAUCCAUGGAUUCUACUUCUGGAUCAGUUGACCCUUCGUCAGAGUCAGAAUCAGUGACAGCUUCGGGUGCAUCGAGGUCAUCAGGGCUGUAGGGCAAGCCUUUGCACUUAGAGCACUUGAAGGGGUAUUUUUUGUGUAUACACUUGCAGUCAAUAGCUGCCUUAACACUGCAUUUUUUGCAGAGAUGAGCCGACUGUUUGUGCUCACACUGUAAUAGUGUGACACUUUUUUGGGAGGCCACCUUUUUCACACUUUUCUGAGAGGGAAAAGGUCCUGCAGCGCGAACAUUGAUAGUUUGUUUACCCUUUUUGCUAUCUCCUAAGGGUGGAAAAGCACUUGAAGGGGGAGGGAACACUGGAAGGUUAGUGCAAGUACCGCACUGCUGAAAUAAAAUUCUGUGCGAGCACCAGAAUUUUUUGGUGAAAAAGUUGGAUCUUUUAAUGUCACAAAGAUUGCAAAGAUGAGCAAUUUGCUCAUGAGCACACUUCACAAAGUUUAUUCCCGGAGAAUUGGGAUCCAUUUCACACAAGGAAAAAACUCAGAAACACGGCAUGAAAGAGACUUGACCAGAAAUGAAUUAACGUUCUUUUUAAUUACCAAAAUGUCUCUGUUUCUAUUUAAUUCAUUAUUUUUUCAUUUUUGUGUAAGGGAAAUCGGAGUGGAAUAAAAAAAUUUCUCUGCCAGCGUGUCAUAAUUACGCCAAGCACACACUCAAAGGAAGCUGUGAUGAACCAAAAAAAAAAGUUAAACAGGAUUUGGCGUCCAUGUCUUCAUAAAAAUAAAAGCGUGUAGCUCUUACAGCAAUAUGCCAUAUUUGUAUUUUCAAUGUCAACCAAUGCCUUUUCAUUUAAUUUGUUUUGGUAGACUCGGCAGCCAACCGUUUCUGAAUCUAAUGUGAUUUAGUUUUAUUGCUUGGAAACCAAUCUGACCGAAAGUUCUUAAAAUAAUCCAUGUAAUUGUUUCUGUGAAAUGUCUAAAAGCUCAAUUUUAACCUUAAUCCAUUAGAUUUAAAACAUAUCUUUUUUUAUGCUGUAUUUUCUACUCAAAAAAAAUGAGCAACGUUACUUUUCAACGAAACACAAGGAUAAAAUAUUUAUAGCAUAUACUGAUACUAAGAUAGGGAGAGACUUUUUAAAAAGAGUGUAAUAUCGUCUAAUUGUUCACUAACAGAUAUCAGUCAAUUUCUCCCUAACAUUGCAAGUUUAGGCUAGUUUUGUUUUUCUCUAAAUGCUAAAGAGAAAAUUGUACGAUUCUUUGUGUCAGGAUUUCAAGUAUCAAAGUACAUUCUGGUAUGCUAAGGAAAAACGUCUUAUGAACAUUAGAGAGUUGCCGAAUUUCCCAGUGUAAAACAUGCAUUUCCGUUGAGAAAAUGUACACAUAUUUUCCCUUGAUCAUUACUAAUAUUUUAGAUGAAAUUGCAAACAAAAUUCAAAGAAAAAUAUGCACAAUUUUCUUGGUAAAUUCGGUUUUUAUUGAGAUAAAUUUGGCUAUCUCUUAAAGGUCAUAUAGCACCUAGCUCAGCAGCAUAUUGCUGCAAAACUUUAAAUGCACUUAUCUCGGUUCCGACGUUUCCAAAAAUUUGCUCUUAUCUGAAUUUUUAUAAGGAGGCGGAAUAAACAGUGUGGCUUGAUAUUUUCAUAGAAAUCUUUUCUCGCCGAGAAAAAAUGUUACUGAAGUUUUCAAGGAAUUACAUUGAGUAAUUUUUCAUGCAGAAAAUAGAGAUUGACAGGAAGUCUGCAACGUUGCGGACCGAGAUACAUGUUCCUGCAGUUUCACUAUCGCUACACUAAUAACCCAGGCAAAAAGUCUAGAGUAUCUGUGAGAAACGCCAAAGCAUCAAGAAAAAGUCUCCAAUUUUUUACAGGAUGAAACAUUUUUGAAUAUUUCCCUGCUGUGAUGAUACGAAUUUAUGCAUCAAUGCCACACUGUACACUCUAGCUCCCUGCGGUGUUAACUUGCCUGUUUUGUUGACUGAUCCUGAUACAUGUCCUGGCAGCAGGCCAUUUUUGCAGGCCUUUGUGACUAAUCUAUUUACGCAGGCCUGAUCUCCUAUUGUUGCUGCAUGAGUGGAGAGACUGUAACUACUCCUUUUCGUGAUGUCAGACUAGUGGACAUUAUAUACCAAAAACACCAAUCAUGUUUGGGUCAUCGGAGAGUCAGUAAUUAAGCGAGGCAUGACACCAAGACAAGCAGACAACCAAUAAGAGCAGCCUUUGAUCGGAUGAAGUUGUGAGAGUGGCUCAUUUCACUUGUAGUUGUUUAACAAUUUUCAGCAUUUAGCAUUUAUCUCUUCAAUUAUCAAGUAGUAUCCUGUAUGAGCUAGUCAGUCCAAUAAAGUAAAACUUCAUCCUCAUUCGAAUAGGUUUUUAUAGAAUUUGGCCUCAAAUUAAGCUCUACAAAGACGCCGGUACAAAUCUAACACGCAUCAUGCAAUCUCCUAUAAGAGCGCAUGUUAAACUGCCGCUGAGUUUCGUCCACUAGCAUGUCACUAAAACGUAGUUAUGGCCUCUCCAUUUUCUUAGGCAAAGCUCCUAUUUUACCCUCAGGGUCAUUCAUGUAAAAUAACAAUUUUAAUUCAGCUCAAACUAAUUCAGCCGAACUACACGUUUGUUUUUUUUUCUUCCUUUUUAUUUGUGAAUGAGAGGAAAGAAAUUAUUUAGGCAUUGAGCUCCUCAAUUGAGACAAUUGGCAAAAAGAAUGUCCUCUUCCUUAUUUAAAGAAAAAAAGAACCAUCAACAUGAUAUUGACUGAUAUUGUUGAACAUGUACGUCUGUUUGAUGAACUUUUCUACUUCCAGCUUUUUACUUUUUUAGUUAUUUUUCAUAAUGUAUUAAUGAAUUAAUUCAUUGAAUAAUUUAUUAAUUUGUGUACAACUUACUUAGUGAUAAAGAGGUGCAAAAGAAACGGAAAUCAUGUGAAUUUUUCACAGUUACCAUUGAGGGUCAAAUGCACGGGCAGUGUAAUACCUUUGACCAUUGCUUUGUUUCCUUUGAUCAAUGUUGAUUUUGUUUAUUUCUUAAGUUGUUUUGUUUUCUGUUUGUAAAUAAUUUAAAUAUUUAUCCUGAAAUAAUUGCUUUCACCUAAUUUCAAAAUAACCCCAUGUACUCAAAGUUCAUCCUAUGGCUAAGCAAGGUUACUCAAUGGUUACUCUCUACUACAAUGGUUACUCUCAAACCUAUCACACAAUCGUUUUCAUGGAAUACCACAUCAAUGGUGAAAGUUAAAAAAGCUCAUAUUCAAAUAGUUAUCCUUCAAAGUUUCAAUUCAAAAACUUCUCAGAACCUCUAAAUUAAUUUUAAAUAUUUUGCAUGAUAUGAACCUAUCCCAAGUAUCUAUUUUUGAAAAUCAAUUUUGAAAACUGCAAAUUAAACGAUUUAGAUGCAUCACUCGGUGUCAUAUCUAACCAAUCAUUCUCGUUCUUAGUUCAAGUAACGCAAAAUUUUGGUCUGACUUUCUGAGGGUGCUGCUGAAAAUUAUUUGGUUUUUUUAGAUUAUUAUAUUUUAUUGUUUGCAUAAUAUGAGUUGCAUUGGGUAUUAAAAUGUGACAAAUUCAACUAAUUGCUCAGAAAGCUUUACAUCUGAAUUGAUAAGAUAGCCAGUCAGUGGGUUUAAAAUAAAAGAUGGCAAAAAAUGAAACUCUGUGCCCCAUCCUUACCUGAUUUCAAAAUUAUUUAUCUUGUUUUCAAACUACUGUAAAGAAGAACUGUACAAACAAAUCAAUAAAAUACAAAUGGUUUUUCAACUUUU